This is a messenger RNA of Thunnus maccoyii (southern bluefin tuna), 7961 nucleotides long. RefSeq names its product ArfGAP with GTPase domain, ankyrin repeat and PH domain 3 (gene agap3). The transcript is spliced from 18 exons. The record is from RefSeq and is a predicted model, not a curated record. Gene Ontology annotation, cellular component: nucleus. Lineage: Eukaryota; Metazoa; Chordata; Actinopteri; Scombriformes; Scombridae. Bases 418 to 4419 code for a protein of 1333 amino acids. Gene Ontology annotation, molecular function: GTPase activity; protein binding; GTP binding.
CAACAAGGAUUGCUCACAGUUCGCAACUUGCCAAAGAGGAAGGAUGAUUACAUUUUUUAAAAGUUGCAACUUUCGCAGCUAUUACAGAUAUGACGUGGAUAAUUUAUUUUUCUUUUGUCCAUCUGCUUCUGCAAGACAGGUAGAACAAAGUGUGGGGAAAUGCCUGUGUGAGUCCGCUGAGUAAAGGAGCCAAAGGAUGCAGGUGGCAGCGAGGCUUUGCUCUAACUUGUUUGAAGUUUUUUCCCAUGUCAGAGGUGAAGGAUUAUUCCUGGCAUAGGAAUUUAGUCUUCAAAUGAAGGACUUUGAGCAGAAUCUCAACAAUUCCUGGGCAGAAUGUGAGCAUUGGCUUGUGCUAUGCACUUGUUUUUAGUGUGUGUGAAUCAAGAUGUGUGUGUGAAUCAGUGUCAGUGAAUUGCAAUGUUAUUCCUCAGUAGUGGGACGGUGGAUGCAACCCCAAGGAGUACUAUUAGCCAACAGCAACAGGGGAAAACCGUUUACCACAUCUCUGUAAUCCUGAAAGAAACACAGGGAGAUGCACCAGAGUCAGAGCUAGGUAUGGGCCGGGUCACCCACACCCUGGUGGACAAUUGCCAGCCAGGAGGAGAGAUAAUUAGUGUAAUGCCAAUGGAGAACAGCCCGAGGCCGGGCAGGGCACGACAGGAGCUCAACAGGUGGCCCUCCCUGAACUGCUCAAGCAGAGCUGGGAGGCAAAGAGAGGAGGUAGUAGUGGAGGAGAAUGAGGAGGAGUUGGAGGAGGUGGAGGGAAAAAUGAAGACCGACAGGUUUCUGAAACAGCCUACUAAGAACUCAGACAAAUCCUCACCGCAACACAGAGACGUGUCAGAGCUACCUGCUCAGACCCAGGAGCAACACAUUCGGAGCUCAACGUUAUGCUCUGUCAACGUCCACACUAGAGGACUUGUCUUCGGACAUCAUGGCACUGUUGCAGGACAUAGUUCUCUGCCUCGGGCCGUGUUGCGAAGGCCACGUCAGGCUGAAGUCUCACUCGGCAGGAGAACGGUGAGCAUGUAUGGCGACCCAGUCAAACAGCAAAAAGAUUCUCAACCUGAACGGCUCCGGAGGCCCAGGAGUGUAUGCAUGCUGGCAGGCCCAGGCCCAGUCCAGACGGGGACUCACACCCAGCACCUUUCAAGACAGGAAGGUAUUUUAGAGAGCAGCCAGCUGUACAGGAGCAGGAAGGCUGAGUUGAGGGCUGUUGAUGGCCUCAAUCCUGUCGUGGCUCAGCGGCCUUCAGUCACUGCAGAGGUGACCCCCAGGGUCCGCCAGAGAAGCUGGAAGCAAAGGCCUGUCAGUAUGACAGUACUGGAGUUAAGGAAGAGGGGCUCUGAUGAUGAGAUAGACAGCCAGAGGAGCUGCAACCACAUAGGAAGCGAUGGAGAAAGCUUUCUCAAAGGGGGUUUCCGUUGGAGGCUGUUUGGUAAAGCACCUCAAGAUAAGAACAAGGAGAGGGAAGACACUAAAUCUUCUACCAAAUUUGGUAAAUCAGAAGCUCCGAAAAGUACACUGAGCUCACUGAGACGGAGCCUCAGUCUGCGCAUCAGGAGGACUCGGCCACGGGAAAGAGUUACUUUAGGGUCUGAGGGGGAGUCAAAGGAGUGCUCUCGAACUAAAAGUACUGCUGAGGAGACAACAAUGCCUCCACAGCCUUUCUCGUACCUCACAGGAAGAAUCCUUCCAACUUCCAGUGAGCAGAUAGAAGAUGGGGGUAUGCAGUACAUUCAGUACCACAGCAGGGGCAAGGUGAAGGUAAUGGAGGUACCCCUGUGUCCAACAAAGCUGUCUAAACCAGUUCAGGAAGAACCAAGCAUAUGGCAGCUCAUAGCCAACCGUUUCAGGAGGAAAGAGCAGCCAUGCAGUGGCAAAUGUGAAUCCCAGCAGUCUGAGAGCAAAGACACAGGCCAAUAUCCCCUGGACAGGAAUAAUAAGUCACAGCCAGUCACCAUAGAGACUCUGGCAGACACUGAGUCCCAUAAAGGUCAAGACUCUUUCGUCAACAGCCAGGAAUGGACAUUGAGUCGGUCAGUGCCAGAGCUGAAAGUGGGCAUUGUGGGAAAUCUGUCCAGUGGGAAGUCGGCCUUGGUCCACCGGUACUUGACAGGCACUUAUGUGCAGGAGGAGUCUCCUGAAGGUGGACGGUUCAAGAAAGAAAUAGUUGUGGAUGGACAGAGCUAUCUUCUUCUGAUCAGAGAUGAAGGAGGGCCUCCAGAAUUGCAGUUUGCUGCCUGGGUGGAUGCGGUGGUUUUCGUCUUUAGCCUGGAGGAUGAGAUCAGCUUCCAGACAGUCUACAAUUACUUUCUGCGCCUAUCCAGCUACAGGAACACAGCUGAGGUCCCAAUGGUCCUCGUUGGAACACAAGAUGCCAUCAGUGCUGCCAACCCCAGAGUGAUUGAUGACUCGCGGGCCAGAAAGUUGUCCAAUGACCUAAAGCGCUGCACAUACUAUGAGACCUGCUCCACCUAUGGCCUGAAUGUGGAGAGAGUCUUCCAGGAUGUUGCCCAGAAGGUUGUGGCCAUGAGGAAAAAGCAGCAGCUCUCUAUUGGUCCGUGCAAAUCUCUCCCUAACUCUCCCAGCCACUCAUCAGUCCCCGCUGCAUCCAUCCCCUCUGUUCACAUUAACCAGGCGGCCAAUGGUGGGGGUGCAUUCAGCGACUACUCCUCCUCUGUUCCCUCCACCCCCAGCAUAAGUCAGCGGGAGAUGCGCAUUGAGACCAUUGCUGCCUCCAACACACCCACGCCCAUCCGCAAGCAGUCAAAGCGCCGCUCCAACAUUUUCACAUCACGGAAAGCCAGUGAACAAGCAAAGAGCGUUGACAGUAAAACAGACAGCAUAGGCAGUGGAAGGGCCAUACCUAUCAAACAGGGAAUCCUUCUGAAGCGAAGUGGCAAAUCCCUCAACAAGGAGUGGAAAAAGAAAUAUGUCACACUGUGUGAUAAUGGCGUCCUCACUUACCACCCCAGUUUACAUGACUACAUGCAGAAUGUGCAUGGGAAAGAGAUCGACUUGCUGAGGACAACAGUCAAGGUUCCUGGGAAGCGACCACCCAGAGCAGUGGCCACCGUCGCCCCCACUGCUAGUCCCAAAACCAACGGGCUGACCAAGGAUCGCAGCACCUUGCAGCUGGGCAUAGGAAACACAGGCGCUCCUCACUCCAACAGCAGCACGUCCCUCCAGACGGGCGGGUCGGCGUUUGGCGGCAGCAAAGACGGCAUGCACCAGCGCUCCUUCUCCGUGUCCAGCGCCGACCAAUGGAAUGAAGCCAUCAAUACCAGUACAAGCAGCGGAGCCCCCAAUGGAAUGAGUGAUCCUGCGAAUUCCAGCGUAGGCAGCGCCACGAGUCCUAAACUUGAGCCACCUCCCUCGCCACAUGCCAACCGCAAGAAACACAGACGGAAAAAGAGCACAGGCAUCACAAAGCCAGAUGGUGUAUCUGCAGGCAACGAAGAGCAAGAGGAUUCCUUUGAGUUCAUCAUUGUGUCGCUGACGGGUCAGACGUGGAACUUUGAAGCAUCUACGUAUGAGGAGAGGGAGCUGUGGGUCCAAGCGAUUGAGAGCCAAAUCUUUGCCAGCCUGCAGUCUUGUGAGAGCAUAAAGAACAAGUCUCGGUUAGGCAGCCAAAGUGAUGCAAUGGCCAUUCAGUCCAUACGAAACGUGAGGGGGAACAGCUUCUGUGUGGACUGUGAUGCACCCAACCCGGACUGGGCCAGUUUAAACCUGGGCGCCCUGAUGUGUAUCGAGUGCUCGGGAAUCCACAGGAACCUGGGCACCCACUUGUCUCGUGUCCGCUCCCUAGACCUGGAUGAUUGGCCGGUGGAGCUCAGCAUGGUGAUGACCGCCAUCGGUAACUCGAUGGCCAACAGCGUGUGGGAGGGAGCCUUGGAGGGGUACACCAAACCGGGGAGCGACAGCACCAGGGAGGAGAAGGAGCGCUGGAUCCGAGCCAAGUACGAGCAGAAGAUGUUCCUAGUGGGACUGCCCCAGUCGGACGUGCCCCUGGGGCAGCAGUUGCUUCGGGCGGUGGUGGAAGAUGACCUGAGGUUGGUGGUGGUGCUGCUGGCCCACGGCACCAAGGAGGAGGUUAACGAGACCUACGGGGACGGAGACGGACGCACUGCACUACACCUCUCCUGCGCCAUGGCCAAUGUGGUCAUCACACAACUGCUCAUCUGGUACGGCGUCGACGUGAAGAGUCGGGAUGCUCGUGGACAGACACCCCUGUCUUACGCCCGGCGAGCCGGCAGCCAGGAGUGUGCUGACAUCUUACUUCAGCACGGUUGCCCCAACGAUACAAGCACCCUGUCCUCCAUGCCCACACCCAACAUGAGCCGCCGCAACCCCAAUCCCAACAUCAACAACAACAACGCCCAGUGUGAGCUCAACCGCAGUAUCAGCAUCAUGUAGGAGCCAGAUAGCAGCUGUAAACAAACAAACAAACAAACAAACCCUGAACCCGCCCAUGUCUCUUCCCAGUACUUCCUCCUCUGUUCCACACUGUGUAACCCAGAAUCACUAACAAUGGAGAGAUAUCAGGAGUGAUGGACUCAUUGUUGAUAUUCCACUACACUGAAAGAAGUGGGUGUUUGGGGUUCGGACAUUGUACAUUGUUUACUUUUUAUUAUUAUUUUGUAUCUGUUUUGUUUGUUCAUUCAAUCUUGGUCUGAGAUGAUCAUGAUGAUCAGCUUUAAGCUUUUUUUUUUUUUUUUUAAGCAUCAACCAAACAAAUGACUUCCUUUGGCAUUCAUACCUACCCUACGAAAAGCAUUUCCUUAAUGCUUGAACAUUUCCUUUUAUGUCUUCCCCUUCUGCAGUGUGAACUGAUUUUAUAACGAGUGUGAGCGAGAAACUUCCUUCAAAUUCCAAGCUUAAGUGUAAUAACAUGAAACUGUGAGGAAUAGUUUCACAAAGUGACAAAACCCUGAUGCAGGAAAGAAACUAAAUCUUCCAUGAUAGCAGUGGCUGUUUAGUAAUGAUGCAUGCCUUCAACACAGCUAUCAAACUCUUGACAUACUAUUCAUAUACAAAGGCAAAGCAAUUAGAGUUGAAGACUGCAAAUGAUUUAGAUACUUAAUUCACAGGAAAAUGGGUUCAGAUCAUCAUAAAGGAGUUGAUUGCAGAAUUCCUAUCGAGUGACAGUGAAUCAAUUCCUUCGCCACCCUUAUCGUGAUCCUCCAGUAAAAGUGUCCACGACUAUAAAGGAAUUAAGGGGCAUAAUGUUUUAUCACCAUUGAGCCACAUGGCUUUGUAAGUGUGCCUCUUCAGGCAGAAUUCAUUCAAAUUCAAAGGUUUGAUUGAAACAGUGAAAUUGUACCAUUAUGAUGUCUUUGUUGGAAUAAUUUCCGAUUGACUAGAUUGUGUUGAUAAUUGUUUGACAUAGAUUCACACAAUUUCAAACCAUAAGCGUACUGGAAUAUCCUUUCACCUCCUGUGGCCAAAGGCUAUAAUAUUGGUACUCUCAAGAGUAUCUCCUCUAUUGUUGCUGUGAAAUACAUAUAUGGUACUGUGUGUGUGUGUGUGCGUCCGUACAUACUGUACGAUACGUGUGUGCUUACGUCUUCGUCUGUGACCGUGUGCAGCACAGAGCGACUGGGCAUUUCUGUUCGUAAACAUUGGAGAGAGGACACUGGGGAGAAGACAGAACACCCGCAGUGAAGAUUUGGGAACAUAACUGUGUUUUAAUGUACAGACCACUGUAAAAAAGUAGUUCUUGUUCUUCACCUUAUUCCUUAUAUGAACAGUUUGAACUUAUUCUGACUUUUAGAGUCGAUAAAAAACAACCCUUUCCCUUUUCCGUGAACCUAUGUGCCCUUUCCCCGUCCUGAGAACCUGUCAGCCUAAAAGCAGGGACAUAAUAAAAUGCAUUCAAGUGACUGAGAUGAGACUAACAUUUAGAAAUUAAAUGAGCAGGAAGGUUUAUAGAAGGAAGUGUAAUUACUUUGACACUCUUUGCAUUAAUACAAAUGUACAGUAUUCCUGUGAAUCAGCUCAGACACGGUAAGCCAAUUCAAGUAGUAAGUCAGACUUGGACAAGACAUGAAUUGAUGGUGGAGCUGGCACAAUGACCGUAGUGUAUUUUCCCUUUUAUUCAACUGCCAUUUUUAAGGUUUUAAACUGUCUUUGUUUUAUGGGAUUACAAUGGCAGGAUGUGUGUUUACAGAGCAAAUUAUUAAUGUGGUACUUUACGUACAUGACUUUUUUUGUUUUUUUUUUACAGUAUUUGUUUUUUUCAGAGCCUGCAGAAAAUGAAUAUGUGGUCAGUGGAGGAUGUUUUUAACUCCAGGACAUAGCUAAAUCUUAAAGGAAUUGUUUUAUAUUUUCGGAAAUGUGCUUAUUCACUUUGUUUCUGAGAGUUAGAUGUGAAGAUUGAUACCACUCUCCUGUCUGUUUGUUAAGUAUGAUGCUGGAACCAGUAAGCGAUUAGCUUAGCUUAGCAUAAAGACUGGAAGCAGGGAGUGACGGCUAGCCUGGCUAUCUCAAAAGUUUAACAAUGUGCUUACCAGCACCUCUAAAGCUCACAAAUUUUCACACAUCUCGUUUGUUUAAUCUGUACACAACCAAUAUCAAAUGUAAAGAUGACAAAUUAUUGUGUCAGGGAGAGUUAUGUGCUGUAACUAUUUCUUGGUGUACAACUUACAGUCGUCACAAGACCUCCAAACUGAAAUGGUAACACCACAUAACUCACUCUGAAACCACAAUUUUCUUUAUCUUUUUUUUGUGGGGGGGGGGGUACCUUUAGACAGAGUCAGAAUAGCUGUUUCCCAGUUCUUCCAGUGGCUAUGCUAACCUAAAGCUACCAGUAUACUUCAUCAGAAGUGCCUGUCAGAUGGUCGAACAGGUUUGAAAAGCCCCAACCCCAACACAUCAGAAAUUGGGCGGUUGCAUCCGACAAUUAAUGUAACUUUCCAAAAUCAUCAUUUACACACACAUCACACAUCAAUUAGCCAUCUGUGCCAUGAUGAGAGAGUAAGCAGGGUUUGAACUUAUUUCUUUCUUUACACAACUAUUCUGGCGCUUCUCGAGUGAAACUCUCUGACUGCCUUCCAGAAGAGACUGCCUGACAAUGUGCAUGUUAUCCAUUCAAGUCUGGCGUCAUGGAACAUCUAUAAACACAUUUUGCCUUUAGUUCUUUUCAAGUAUAAGCCAGCCUUCAGCUUACCGCCUCCUGGCUCUGGCUUCGUACUUUACACUACACAUGAGAGUGGUAUCCAUGUUCUCAUCUAACUCUCCCAAAGAAGGCGAAUAAGCGUAUUUCCCAAAAUGUCAAACUAUUCGUUUAAGACGUCCCAAAAUCGACCACACAACCAGAUUACAUUUUAACUCAUUAAACUCGUACUGUACAGUGGUACUGGCCCUUUUUCUAAUCUUUACUUGAUAAACUUAUAUUAAUAAGUACAUUUCAGUGUCGGGAGAUUACUGAGGGGAGCUAAAUGUGUACAGUGAUUACCUGAACCCUUAUUUACAUACUGUAGAUGCUGAAAAAAACACUAGAAACCUGCCUGUUUUGCCCCCAACCACAACAUGAAGUGUACAUAUUAGCUUAAUGCUUUUAUCUGAAGACAAGCUCCUCCUAGAGGAAUUUGAACUGGUUUUAGGUCAACAGUCCUCUUGACCCACAAACCAUAUUUUGAUAUGUUGCUUUUUGUUUCUCCGUAGGGAUAUUUUUUAAGGUACCUCCGUUUGGUCUCCACAUUAACCGGCCAUCUUUGGUACUUGUGUAUAAUGAUGUACAUUUGACAUAUUUAUAAUGCAGUAUGUAAAUAUCUUUUUUUUUUGUUUGUUUUUGUUCAAGUUAAUUUUCCUAUUGUAAUUCCUUUACGUUCAGAACGUGAAACAAAGCAAAAGCUAAAGAGUAACUUGUUGUAUGCUUGGAUGCUUGGCUGACUGUUGACCUAUUAAUAAACACUCAAAUAAAACAAUGUAGCCUUCCCUGGAUUUAGGGAAAUCGA